Messenger RNA from Ceutorhynchus assimilis (cabbage seed weevil), 996 nucleotides. Lineage: Eukaryota; Metazoa; Arthropoda; Insecta; Coleoptera; Curculionidae. The record is from the annotation of a GenBank genome assembly.
AUGUUGGGUAAUGGAAUCGUUGAAUUAUUGGUGACUUCAGACAAUCCAUGGAGAGGUACAGCUGGUACCCUACCCGAGUUAUUUUUAAUGACUGGAAACUUCAACACUAAUGGAACUGGUAAUUUAAACUAUCUUGAAUUGUAUCAGCCUGGAAAGCCGAAAAUGGCCAUGGAAUUUUGGUCAGAAUAUAGCCCAGUCACCACAAGCUACGAUUAUGAUGCUAUAUUAUCAGAAAAUGGAGAUUAUACUGUAAAAUAUUAUGCCGCCAAGGAAUUAUUAGCUAAAUAUAACCAAAAUCCGGCAACAUUUACUCCAGAUAUGCCUGAACUUGUAUCCAGAAUAACAUAUCCAAGCAUACCUAUAACUCAUGAAAUAAGUAUUACUAGUAUUCUGGAUUCCUUGCCAAAUGAAGAAAGGUCUAAUUCAGUUUCCAUGGAACAGUUAAAUAUCAAUAAUGGAAAUGGACAAAACCUCUUUGGUACAUGGAAACGGGAAAAUGGUACGAUAAUACUCACCGAACAAGAAUUACAUAAUGCAACGCUUGAUAUUAUUGUGGAAGACUCCGGCAGAGUCAAUGGAGGAGGAGCAUAUAAACAAUUCAAAGGCCUUUGGCAAGGAGGAAUCGAAAUUAAUAACCGACCAGUGUCUGAUUGGAAACAUUCAGCGCUUGAAUUCAAAAAGUCUUGGAUUAACCGAUUAGAUUCGUGGAUCGAAGCGUACGAGCCUGAAAAUGAAUUGUCUGAGCCGAAACUUUUCAAAAGUACCUUACCAAUAACGGAAGAACCUAAGGAUACUUAUAUCAAUAUGGAAAAAUGGGUCAAAGGGAUUGUGAGCGUGAAUGGUUUUGUUUUGGGACGAUAUGCUAAAAUGGGACCUCAACAAACCUUAUACUUACCGGCUCCGUUUUUGAAACAAGGGGACAACGAUAUUAUUGGAGUGAAAUGUAUGGUGAGCAACGGAGGAAAAGCCAAAACUAAAGCCAUUCCGAAACCAUAG